Alnus glutinosa is the source of this 2607-nucleotide messenger RNA. RefSeq names its product LRR receptor-like serine/threonine-protein kinase IOS1. Gene Ontology annotation, molecular function: protein kinase activity; ATP binding; protein binding. NCBI's taxonomy places the organism in Eukaryota, Viridiplantae, Streptophyta, Magnoliopsida, Fagales, Betulaceae. The record is from RefSeq and is a predicted model, not a curated record. Gene Ontology annotation, biological process: protein phosphorylation.
AUGGGGAUGUUGAAACAUUUCCAGUACUUAACGUUGCUUGCUGGUUUUGCUCUCACCAUUUUUGUUCGUGCCCAGGAUCAAACGGGCUUCAUUAGCUUAGAUUGCGGGCUACCACAGAACUCUAGCAACAAUGGACGGACGACUGAUAUAUAUUACAUCUCCGAUGCCACCUUUAUAGACGCCGGCAUAAGCAACACCAUAUCGCCUGAGUUCAGAAACAACGCUAAGCAGCAUCUAUGGCAUGUCAGAAGCUUUCCUCAAGGGCUCAGAAACUGUUACCACAUUACUAUUACAAGAGGCGUUCGAUAUCUGAUCCGGGGGACUUUCAUGUACGGGAACUAUGACGCCGGAGACAAAUUGCCGGAGUUCGACCUGCAUCUCGGACCGAACAUGUGGGAUUCUGUGAAACUGAGUGGCGCGUCCGCUGUCAUCUACAAAGAGAUCAUCCACGUCCCGUCGUCCAAUUACAUCCAUGUUUGCCUUGUCAACACCGGCUCUGGAACGCCGUUUAUCUCCACGUUAGAAUUGAGGCCUUUGGGAAGUGACACUUACGUGUCUCAAUCCGGAUCGUUGGCGCUCACUGCACGCCUAGAUACUGGCACAGUAACGUACAAAACGUUCAGGUACAAGUACGACAUUUUUGAUCGCAUAUGGAGGCCUAAUAGAGUUAAUAGGGAGUGGAGAACGUUGAGUACCAAGCUCACCGUGAAGUCCAAUCAGAAUGGUUAUGAACCACCGUCCGCUGUGAUGAAUACUGCUGCGACUCCGGCGGAUGCAAAUUCUUCGUUGGAUUUCUACCUCGCUGUCCCUCCCGAUGGAUAUUAUGUGUACAUGCACUUUGCUGAAGUUGAAGGGCUGCUUGUUCACCAAUACAGGGCAUUCAACAUCUAUCUAAACGGGGAGUUUUGGUAUGGACCGGUUGUUCCUUUGUACCUGUACACAUCUUAUGUAUACUCCCCAUCUCCAAUCACAGCGGGUAAAAACCAGUUUUCACUCAGAAAAACUAAAAAUUCAACUCUUCCACCCAUCAUCAAUGCCAUCGAGGUUUAUGAAGUGAAACAACUCCCACAAUCUGAGACUGACCAAGGAGAUGUUAACGCCAUUAUCAACAUCAAGUUAAUGUAUGGAGUGACAAGAAACUGGCAAGGAGAUCCAUGUUCUCCUAAAGUUUACAUGUGGGAUGGUUUGCAGUGUAACUAUGAAGAUUAUAAUUCCCCUCGAAUUAUUUCCUUGGAUUUGUCCUCAAGUGGAUUAAGGGGGGAUAUUGCUCCUUAUAUAUCCAAUCUCACAAUGAUACAAUCUUUGGAUCUAUCAAACAAUAGCUUAACUGGACCAGUGCCAAAUUUUCUAUCAAAAUUGCCAUUAUUGAGGGUUUUAAAUCUGGAAAAAAACAAGCUUAUAGGUACAAUUCCAGUUCAACUCAAUGAAAAAUCAAUUGAUGGCUCACUAUCACUAAGUGUGGGGGAAAAUCCAAAUAUAUGUCCAUCGAGUUCAUGCAAAAAGAAGAUUGUUAUUCGAACAGCAUCACUCGCUGGACUGUUCAUCCUCUUAUUCACUGUCGCGGCUAUAUUUUGGAGCCUCAAGAAGAGAAAAGAACAAGUGGAUACAGGAUCCAAGGUUCAAGGAAGGCCAUUGGAGUCCAACAAACGACAAUUUAGCUAUGCUGAUAUCUUAAAGAUCACUAAUAAUUUUGAGAGGCUACUUGGCAAAGGUGGAUUUGGAAAAGUUCACCAUGGCUUCAUAGAUGACACUCAAGUAGCUGUUAAGAUGCUUUCUCAAUUAUCUGUUAAAGGGUAUCAGCAAUUUCAAGCGGAGGUUAACCUUCUUAUGAGAGUUCAUCAUAAAAACUUGACUGCCCUUGUUGGGUAUUGCCACGAUGAGACCAACAUAGGACUCGUCUAUGAGUACAUGCCAAAUGGAAACUUACGACAACAUCUUUCAGGUGACAACCAAAAUGUAUUGAGCUGGGAAGAUGGACUUCGAAUAGCAAUGGAAGCAGCACAAGGUUUGGAUUAUCUGCACAAUGGGUGUAAGCCACCCAUAAUCCACAGAGAUGUGAAGUCUACGAAUAUUUUGUUGAAUGAAAACUUUCAAGCUAAGCUUUCUGACUUUGGUCUGUCCAAAAUAUUUCCCAAUAGUGAAGCCACUCAUCUCUCCACAAAGAUUGUGGGCACUCCUGGGUACCUUGAUCCUGAGUACUCCCUAUCAAAUAGGUUAACAGUGAAAAGUGAUGUUUAUAGCUUUGGAGUAGUGCUCUUGGAGGUAAUCACACGUCGCCCUAUCAUAACGAGAACCAAUGAGAGGGCUCACGUAAGUCAAUGGGUGAGUUACAUGCUUGCUAAAGGGGAUAUAAAAAAUAUUGUUGAUAAAAGGUUGCAUGGAAAUUUCAACAUCAACUCUGCUCGGAAAGCUAUUGAAAUAGCAAUGGCUUGUGUGUCUCCGACUUCUACUACAAGACCAGCUAUGAGUAUGGUAAUGGCCAAGCUAAAGGAGUGUUUGGCAACUGAAUUGGCUCGCAAGAAAGAGGGCCAUGAGCAAUGACCUAAUACAAUUGAAAUGAUCAACAUGAAUCAAACAACUAAACUCAACCCUUUAGGGCAAGUUUGA